ACGGCAGCCUAUAAAAUGCUAGUGAAACCAUCUGGAAGUUCAGAACUGAGCAAAAUGAAGUCAUUUGCAGUGCUACUGGUCAUCGUCGGAAUCGUUGCCGUUGGAGUGCUUGCUAAGGAAGAUGUCUUCCUGAGGCGAGCAGCUGCCAUGAAGGUUAAACGAUCAGCUCAACCUCCCGAAGAUCCAUGGCUCCCCCACGUGCCACAAAAACGAUCCGCUCAACCUCCCAUAGAUUUACCGCCUCCCCACGUCCCACCAAAACGGUCGGAUCCAAUAAUAAUAAUACCAACGUCAGAGGCAAUGGGCGGGAAAAUCAACGUGCUGGGUGGAGCAGCCAUGAAGGCAAAACAAUCAGCUCAACCUCCCGGAUAUUUAACGACCUCCCACGUGCCACCAAAACGGUCCGCUCAACCUCCCAUAGAUUUACCGCCACCCCACGUCCAAAAGAAACGGUCACCUCAAUCACCAAUUGUAAUAAUGCCAAUGCCAGAAAUAAUGAGCGGGAAGGGUAUCAUUCUGAGUCGAGCAGCCAUGAAGGCAAAACGGGCAGCUCAACCACCUAUACAAUCACCACCUAUCAACAUCCCACCAAAACGGUCAGAUGAAUAUCCCGCGCCUUUGCGUUCAAGAGGACUUUAUUUGAACAAACGAUCAGAGGAAACCCCCUCACCACCAGAUAUGUUCUUCCAGGAAGAUACAACAGAGGAGAGCAAAGCAAAACGGGCAGUUCAACCGCCCGGACCGCAGCUCGUCAUCACAGGAGUGGGAUCGGAAGAAUAUGUCAUGCUUUUACCAGGCGAGGCAAAACGGUUAGCUGAUCCCGAAACUUCCGAACCCCAACUUUAUCAACAAGAAACAACAGAGGAGACCAAAUCCAAACGGUUUGCUGAUCCCGAAACACCCGAACCCCAACUAUAUCAACAAGAAACUACGGAGAAGGCAAGGUCAAAACGCGCGGCUGACCCCGAAACUCCCGAACCCCAACUCUAUCAACAAGAAACAACAGAGGAGGCCAUGUCAAAACGAGCAGCUGAUCCCGAAACUCCCGAACCCAAACUUUACCAACAAGAAACAACGGAAGAGGCCAAAUCAAAACGAGCGGCUGAUCCCGAAACUCCAGAACCCCAACUUUACCAACAAGAAACAACAGAGGAGGCCAAGUCGAAACGAGCAGCUAAUCCCGAAACUCCCGAGCCCCAACUCUACCAACAAGAAACAACGGAAGAGGCCAAAUCAAAACGAGCGGCUGACCAGGAAAGUACCGAACCUCAACUUUACCAACAAGAAACAACGGAGGAGGCUAAGUCGAAACGAGCGACUGACACCGAAAUACCCCCGCUUGGGAUCCCGAAAUAGAGAAGUGAAAAAAAAUGAAGACGUAUGACGAUUAGAGCAAAUGACAUCACCGAAGACGACCUUUUAGCAAAGAACAUUUUUUGUACUUUCAGAACACGGACCACGGCACCACGGAAAGGAUUUGGAAGUUGACAUUUGAUUUCCUGUCUUUUUUAUAGUUUAGUCACUGGGCAUUUUGAUUUGUAAUAUAUCUAUCUGUUGGAGCAAGCCA
Wyeomyia smithii (pitcher-plant mosquito) is the source of this 1567-nucleotide messenger RNA. RefSeq names its product magnetosome-associated protein MamJ-like. Bases 16 to 1356 code for a protein of 446 amino acids. Lineage: Eukaryota; Metazoa; Arthropoda; Insecta; Diptera; Culicidae. The record is from RefSeq and is a predicted model, not a curated record. The transcript has 19 exons.